Messenger RNA from Aspergillus heteromorphus CBS 117.55, 1778 nucleotides. RefSeq lists its product as uncharacterized. The transcript has 5 exons. The record is from RefSeq and is a predicted model, not a curated record. NCBI's taxonomy places the organism in Eukaryota, Fungi, Ascomycota, Eurotiomycetes, Eurotiales, Aspergillaceae. The coding region runs from base 380 to 1426 and encodes 348 amino acids.
CACGCCGAUCGAUCUGCUGCACUGCGACGCUGCCCGCCUGCCCGCCUGGCCUGGACCGAACCUGUGCCCCCAGCGGAGGGUAACGAGCCCUGCUCUGAUAAACGCGAAAGUCCCCGCGCGGCUCCCUGCAGGUCUCCCUGACCUGACCUGACCUGACUUGGCCAUUUGUCCUCGAGGCACCAUGUACGGCUGAGGGUGUUAUUUCUGGGCGUUCGCUCGCGGGCUGGCUGGCUUGCUUGCUCGCUUGCUCAUCCAUCCUCCCAUCGCAGCUGUAUCUGCACCGACAGCAACACCAGUAUCCACACCAUCACCGGUUACCAUACUGCCAUCAGUAGUGUGGCCAGUAUCAGAUCAGAUCAGCACAGCACAGCACAGCAAAAUGGGCACCGUAAGUCCCGGCGGUCUCAAACUGAUGAUCUGGAUGAUUGUCUUUACGGUCCUCACGACAGUGGUUCUGGGGCUGCGGCUGUGGGCAAUUCGUGUGAAGAGGCGGGCGUUUAAACUCCAUGAUUAUCUGAUUUUGCUGGCUUAUACAAGCACCUGCUGCAUGUCUGCCCUAACAUGGUGGGCCAUCGCCAACGGGCUAGGCGCGCACACCUCCGAGCUCACUACCUAUGAGCUCGGGGUGCAAUACCAGUUAAUCGUCGGCAGCAGCAUGACCUGGCUCGUCGGCACAGUGAGCUGCAAACUCUCCAUGAUCGCGCUCUACUGGACGCUCUUCCCGUCACAGCGCUUCACCUACGCCAUCUGGGCGAUGACCGCCAUCGUGAUCAGCUACUUCAUCGCCUUCGUCUGUCUGUUCCUGACGCAGUGCCACCCCAUCUCGUACGGGUGGCACCCGGUCCCCGGCGGGAAGUGUCGCUCGCUGUUCAUCCAGGAGAUCCUCUCCAUCAGUCUGAAUAUGUUUAUUGAUACGGCCAUCGCCGUGUUACCCAUCCCGGCACUGUGGAGAUUAAAGAUGUCUGUGAGGAAUAAACUGACAAUUAGUGUCAUGUUUGCGAUGGGGUUGGUAGUCGUAGCAAUAAUGGCCUACCGUCUCGAGAUCACCCUCGACCCAAGCACAAACCUCGACUUCGUCCACGGCUUGUACCUCGUCGGCCUGGUCAGUUUCCUUGAGCUCUGGCUGAGCAUGAUCGUCGUGAGUCUGCCGACUCUGGCGCCGCUGUUCCGGCUGUACGUCGAGCCGUGCUUGGGGAGGUAUUUGUCGGGGAGUGGGGGGAGUGGGAAUCGGAAUAGAAAUAGGAAUGGGAAUGGGAAUCAGCCGGGACGGUUGCGCGAGGCGUUGCAUACUAUUGGGAGUGAGCCGUCGAGUCGGAGGAAGGGUGUUGGGAAGGAUAGUAUACUCUUUCACGACGAUACCGAUGCCGAUGCCGAUACCCUCCUCUCAAACCUAACCCUCAGCAUUCCCGGAUUCGAAGUAAACUGAUCCGUCAUCUCCCCCAUCACCGCCUCCCCCGUGUCCCUUGGUGCCAGGCGUACGUGGUAUUUACUCACCAGUCGGGCCGUGACGAGCCGCAUGUCGUCCAUCGCGAGGAAGCGGCCGAGGCAGCUGUGGUGGCCUGCAGACACGCAUCAGUAUUGAGUGUCGAGAGGCAAGAAGUGAGAGUUCUGGGGAGCAGAGAUAGAUACAUAGAUCAGAUUGGGAAAGCAUCAAGGAAAUAUAAAUGGAACAGAGGAAGAGAAAGAAAGCCAAGGACCGGAACGGUUGAAGGAUGGAAAAGGAGGGAUUGAAGGAAUAGAGAGGGCUAGCUAGAUACCAGUCCCAAAAGGCGCAUACG